Molecule: messenger RNA, 3881 nt
Organism: Bombus pascuorum
Lineage: Eukaryota; Metazoa; Arthropoda; Insecta; Hymenoptera; Apidae
Exons: 5
Coding region: 576-1610 (344 amino acids)
Source: RefSeq, a predicted model, not a curated record
UAUAGUUUCACUGGUACUUCAAGGUGAUCGCGUAGUUUACACAGUCGAGCGAAACGUUCGAAGUGAAAUGAUUAGAAAAUUCGUUAAGGAAAAACGCAACAUAUUACAAGAAGUUAUUUCGGCCAUCGAGAAGAAACUCGAAAGAAUACAUUCAUGAGUCGAUAUCGCGUUCCAGCUCGAAUAUGUUCGAUUCGAGCCAUCGAUCUGUAUCGACCAGGUACGUUUGUCAACGUACAAAUUCGUCUUGAUGAGCAGACAAAGUUUGUGAGCAAGUUUAUUUGGUAAUUUUUCUGCAAAGAUUCGGAACGCUGUAAGAUAUAAUUUCUCCAGUAUUACGUUAUAAUGAAUUUAUCUUUGCACGAUAAUAAUCUAUCUGGUGUGUUUACAGAGAGUGCAAUCGUGCACAUACGCGUUUUAUUGGCAAUGGAUUUGUUUCUUUCCAUUGUACGAUAUUCGUUCCAUUAAUAGAGUGAAACACAAAUACAGGCUUUCUCGAACAAUUGAAAUUUCAAGACCAGUGUGCAACAAUCUAGCAACCAGGUAAGAGUGCACAAUAUAUUCUCAGCUAAAGAUGGAUGUACAUAUUUCGAAGUUCAGAUGUGUAUGGCUGGCUAAAGGAAGAUGGAGCGCCAGUUCCUGCAGACGCUAUUGAACACGAGGACUCCAUAGCGUCGGCCUCUGAAACAGGCGAGGAAUACGAAGACGGUGACGACUCGGAUAUGUACAUGGAGCCAGACGGUACCGAGCCGGACGAAGGCGACAAGGUAGAAAGAAACCAAGAGGACGAAACUUACAAAAACACGACUGACGAAGUUCCAUCAGACGUGGCCGAGAUAAAAGACGAACUACCAAGCUCUACCACCGACAAGCCUACCUCGAAGGACCAGAAAGCGGAAAAUACCAAAGAAUCGAGUCAAACGGAUGCGCCUGACUCUGAAGACAAAAGCUUGGAAACCGAUAGUCAAAACUUCUUCCCUUCGUUUGCGGAGUUGUUUGCGAAUCACAGGGCUUCCUUCGCGGAGCAACAAAGGUACAGACCCAAUAGAUUCCUCGGAUACUUCCAACGCGAUCGCAGUGGCUAUCAAACAGCGACUGCAACGGCGAAAGACGUUCAUCAUCCGCUUCUAGGGUCGGGGAACUUUGGUGUGAUUCGAGGCGGCACUUACUACCCUGAAGAGAAAGAAAACGACGAAUACACGAUGGACGAUAGUCUGUACAAUCCUUACUACCACGGUGGAAAUCGUGGCCGUGCAAACUAUUUCAGCAAUCCGAAACCUCAGCCGAUUCGCGGCGGCGAUUUCUUCGCGAAUUUCCGAGACUUCGCCGAUAUCACGGCUCCGCCUAAGUCCAGUUUCUCACACUUAUCCGUGGUUUAUGCAAAUAAGAACGGCAGCACAGCAGGGCGUAUCACAGAGCCUAGGAAUAUUAUCGAGACCCUGAGGAUGUUGGAAGAGGAAGGGCAAACUAGUUCCGAGGUAACGACCACGACAGAAGCGCCGAGGAAGAAGCAGAGCAAAGGGAAAAGGAAGUUGAUGAAGAUGAAGCAAUACGAAGAGGACAAAGCCAGAAGAUCCCGUAUGACCGUCGAACCUUUGUUAGCGCUCAGUUGAACGUACGCCGGGAUCCAAAUUGUAUGGUAGUGUGGACGCGAACCCCGGGAUCUUUUCCCAAACGCGAAAUCUGGCCACGAGAUCAGAACCAAAGUCUGAAAAGUGUUGUCACAUCCUACUACGUAUCGGAGGAGUUUGUGCUGAAAAUGAAAGGAACAAUGAUCAAAGGGACGCUUGCCUCGCGUUUAUCUGAACGUUUACGAAGCAACUAUAUGAUCGUUUUGAAAUUUUUUCCAGGUAAAUUCCGAUACGUCCUGAGACUGGAUUUUAUAUUAAUAAGAACGUUCGUACAGAGAUCUUAUUCCUACGUAAGCGUGUUCCGUUUUCGUAUUUCUUGAUUAUCAGCAUUAACAUAAAUGCGUUCCACCUUGGCGUAUUGAAAAAUCUCCUUUGCAAUUGUAACGAUUGCGCGGAAACCGCGUGUUUCGAGCAAUUAUUUAAAUUGUUUAUGGGAGAUAAGCUGUUAUUUGUGUACCGUUCUCGAUUUGUAAUUCAACGUUUCAGACAUUCUGAGAAAACUAAAAGCGCCAAAAUACAGGUUACCGUCGAAUCGAACCACUAAUGAUACUGUAGAAACUUAGAGCUUACUGAAAUUAUAUGAAAAUUUCUUAAGUUAGCAUCGAUAUACUGUCAAGUGAACAUCGAAGUGUUUUCUAUUCGUGUUCUGCAAUGACGGAUUAAUCGUUGGACGAAGAAAACAAUUUAAAAGGAAUAAAAUAUUUCAUCUUUAUCUGUAAAUCCAAAUUCAAGAAACUAGCCUAUUCGUCUGUGGAGAUCACAUUGAAUCAUAAAUAACGUUCUCUCAGUAUAUCUUCAGUGAUAUUUCCAACAAAGCAACACUUUUUAUACACUUGCAUCGUACAUAACAUUUUUCCAUUAAUUUAAGAAUUAAGAAGAUCCUCAUUUAAGAAAUAUCAACGAAUUCAAAUUGUCAGUGUCUCCUAAUUUUUAUUAUCUCGCUAUUAAUAUCCUACGUAUGGUCAGGCAUUAUAAGAUAAUUCUCUUCUCAAUAGAUACGGUUCCUUCAUCAACCAUUUUCGAAGCUUUUCCUAGCAACGUACUAUAGCACGUACGUUGUCAUUUCAAUGAAAUAAUUCGGUAUAAUAUAUCUCGUUCAUAUCCACCAUGAGAAUAUCUCGUUUAAGAUUCGCAUAGAAACGCAUUGAAACGUGCGACGGUUCAAAAUUGCUUUCAUCGUCGAUCGAUUAAUCCCCUAACUUUUGUAUGCGCGUAUAAGUAGUCAUCUCAAGUUGGCGAGUUGCGAUUGUGUCAAACUCGUUUAUCGGCAAUUCACGGACACAUUUUAAAUUGAUUGAAUGCACUUGCGCGUGCAGUUUCGUUAUGCUCGAGUAAACCUCGAUCCGGUACGAGUAACUCGUACACACUAACGAUAAUUUCCGUUCAUACGCUGUGCACAGUUGACGCACGCGAUCACGUGCGAAUACACCGAGUGUGAAAAUAGAAAAUUCUACGCCACGCGCGUUAUCAUCGAGCGCAAGAACGGAAUCACGCGGAGAAAAAAGAAAAAUUGUUGCAAGAGCGUUGAUUUGCGUGCAUCGCGGCCUUUUGUAAAUAAAUUCCAUCGCUCUCUGCUUCGUGUUUUCUUUAGUGUUUUAGCUAAAGCAGAACCGGACUAACACUCGCGCCUUCAUUCCAUGAAUAUGUAUUUGUUCGUUCGGAUCUCGUUUCUGCGUCUAGCUAUGUAGUUUCUAAACGAGUAAGAUCGAUCGUGGAUAAGUAUCUCUCCUCUUCUUUUCUUUACACGCAGACUGUGUCUCGCUGCAUUUAUUAAAUUCACAAAGACUGUUCACCUAUUAAUUAUUAUCGGCUUAACGUAGAAUUGUUCAUUCCUUUUUCAUAAAUUAAACUAAUAUUUCUCUCAUGAAAGCAUCUAGUUUUGUUUAGAUCUACAUGUAAGCGACUUUUCUUCACAGCACCCUUUGAUAUGUCUUUUCUAAUUCGAUUGAAGAUCAUGCAUUUCAAUCGUUAGAUCGGUGGUUUGUUUAACAAAAAUUUGCUCUGAUUCUCGGGAAAAAUCACGGCGAAGAUUCAUCCUGUGCUUCAUAAUAGGAAAGAAUUAUGAAGAGGACAGCCUACAAGUGAAUUAUUCGCCGUAGAUUUCGGCGCAUUGUUAUAACAGUUGUUGUUGAUUAUUUUAAGUAUAUGAAGUAGGUAUAAUAAUUAAAUCGAAUACUCUGUCUCAUGCUGUUUUUAAUAUGGUGCAAAGGGACACGAUGAGAUAUCGAAAUAAAGUAUAUUUUUCAUAACUUA